Molecule: messenger RNA, 707 nt
Organism: Cydia splendana
Lineage: Eukaryota; Metazoa; Arthropoda; Insecta; Lepidoptera; Tortricidae
Exons: 3
Coding region: 34-630 (198 amino acids)
Source: RefSeq, a predicted model, not a curated record
CAAGGCAACAUCAAUGUACGUUAGUGUAUUAACAUGUACUACCCGUUGUUGGGGAUCACAUUGAUUUGUUACGUUUCUGCGGAUCUUAAUCGUGUGCAGGUCUCUCCAAAAUUUUUACAGAAUGCUCUAGCAAAGUCAAAAAAAGACAUGAAAGUCAAAGAGAGUGAUACGUAUUUCGACAAACCAGAUAACAAAAUGCUUAUACCCGUGACCCCAGAAGAGAUACAGGCAACGAAAAAGCGAUUGAAGAAGCAUCCGAAAUCUACGAUACAGAAGAUCAUAGCGAGGAAUAAAAAGAAUAAGAAGAUGAUGUCCCAUCGUCUGACCACAAAACCAACACUUCCACCAGCUAGUUAUGAUGUGGAGGAAUUUGACGAAAGAGACGAUGAUCCCACCACCCAAGCUGCACUCAAGUUCGGCAAGAAAAUCAAAAAGCGGAACAACAAGGUACUAAAAUACCAUAGCCAGAUCCAAAAAAUGCCAAACAGGAUAUCACCGAAAGCCAAAAGAACGAAAAGAGACACAGACAGGGACAACACGAUCAUAUUUCAGGAUUUCGACGAGUUCGAAUUUCUAGACAAUAAAAAAGAUUAUGAUCUUGUUAGGACACAUUUCAAAAAAUAUUGGUGAAAAUUUUAAUUGAAUGUUGUAGAAUAAGUGAGCAAAGUAAGUUAAAGUGCGAGUGUGAAAUAAAAGAUUUGAAUUUG